AUGUCACUAAACCCGGCCAGAGAUGUAAACAACCCUGCAUGAGCAGCGCCUGUUAGACGGAGGGGAUCCAACAGCCGAUCAGUUCCAGUCAUUCCACCAGCAAGGAGGCAAUGGCUCCUGACUGGUGGAAGCUCUCGGCUUCGGCGGCGCUGGUGGCGCUGACGCUGGUGCUCCUGUGGUGGCGCCGCUACGCCACCAAGUUCUCCAGGGCCGGCGUGCCGUCCCUGCCGCCGCUGCCCGUGGUGGGGAACAUGCUGGACGUGGUGCUCAGCAGGAAGGCCAUGCCCGAGGUCGUGGUGGACGUGUACAGGCACUUCCAGAAACACCCCUACGCUGGAUUCUACACGUUCGCAAAGUCUCUGGUCUUGGUGAGGGAUCCCGAUCUCAUCAGGUCCAUCACUGUCAAGGACUUUGACCACUUCACUGACCACGUCGACUUUCUGAACACCGACAAGGGCCAUCCAGUCCAACAGCGGAUGCUGAUUUUCAUGAAAGGAAAAGAAUGGCACGACAUGCGGGCGACACUAAGUCCUGCAUUCACAUCGAAGAAAAUGAGAAACAUGUUCCUGCUGAUAGCAGAGAUAGGGCAGCAGGUGGUCGAAUACAUAACAAAGGAAUGUGCCAAGGUCGAAGUUCCUUCUGGAGGAAAUCGGGUACUGACACUGGAGAUGAAGGACCUAUUCACACGCGUGACCAAUGAUGUCAUUGCGACGACUGCAUUUGGAGUAAAGGUGGACUCUUUGGCAGAACCAAACAACACAUUCUACACAACGGGCCGUGAGCUGACAACCAUCAAAUCGGGAACGGUAAUUGGAUACAUGCUAGCGCCAAGGCUUAUGCAGUUAAUAGGUGCACAUUUCGUCAACAUGAAAGCAGUGGAGUUCUUCACGACAAUGUUGACCGAGACUAUUAAAACGCGAGAGGAGCAGGGGAUCGUGCGCCACGAUAUGAUCCACCUCAUGAUGCAGGCCCGCCGAGGUGAACUGGCGCCAGAAGAAGGGGAGGCUAACGGCACCACCGACGGCAAAAGACGACACCUGACUGAUGACGAUAUCACGGCGCAGGCGCUCGUAUUUUUCUUCGGCGGCUUCGACACCGUGUCGACACUGCUGACCUUCUGCAGCUACCUGCUGGCCACACACGAGGACGUGCAGCGGCGGCUGCAGAGGGAGGUGGACGAACUGAUGCAGAAGAGUGGGGGGCAGCCCAGCUACGAGCAGGUCCUGGGCUGCCAGUACCUCGACAUGGUGCUCUCUGAGACGCUCCGCAUGUACACCCCCCUGGCCUCCCUGGACCGCACGUGCGUGCGCCCCUACAGGCUGCCGGCCACAGAGAGCUGCCCGGGCCUCGAGCUGCGACCCGGGGACGGCGUCUGGAUGCCGGUGCUCGGCAUCCACUACGACCCCGACUACUUCCCAGACCCGGAACGUUUCGACCCGGAGCGCUUCAGUCCGGAGAACAAACAUCUCAUCAAGCCGUUCACCUACUUCCCGUUCGGUUCUGGACCUCGCAUUUGCAUUGCCCAGAGGUUCGCGCUGAUGGAGUCCAAGGUGGUGCUCGUCCACCUGCUGUCCAGGUUCAGCCUCCAGGUGGUCGACAAGACGCCGGUGCCGCUCAGACUCCAGCCGGACAGCGCCACACUCUCCGUCAAAGGCGGCGCCUGGCUCGGGAUUCGAAGCAGGGUCUGAGGGUGUGAGCCAGCACCUCAGCCGCUCCUCACGACACGACGUUACACGCACUUGUAAAACGUACUAUGCCUGUGAAAUCAUACAUGUCAGAGCAAAACGGUUGCUACAUCACAAAGAGCUAUGCUACUGUUUUAAGUGCAAGUGUGUCGUUUUAACUGUGCUUUUGUCUGUAGCCUCCAUAAUAUUAUUCUGUUACUUUUGUUCACUUGCUCUGUUUAUCUUGUAUACCGUACUACCAAUUUAAGUAGAUUAUAUGACGUGAUUCAAGAUCUCAGCUAGACUUUAUAGGAUUUAACGAGGCUAUUUAGUGUUUUUCUUAGCGGAUAGAAUUUGAUGUACGAGUGAUUAAGCAUGCUUCUAGUGUAAUGAGUGACACUUUGACGUCCCUCCAGAAAGUGAACCUAUACGCUUUUUUUUAUAUUACUUCAGGGCGUAAACAACCGUAUGUCAUAACAGAGGAGUGGCCGAGCGGUUCUCGGCGCUACAGUCUGGAACCGAGCGACCGCUACGGUCGCAGGUUCGAAUCCUGCCUCGGGCAUGGAUGUGUGUGAUGUCCUUAGGUUAGUUAGGUUUAAGUAGUUCUAAGUUCUAGGGGACUGAUGACCUCAGCAGUUAAGUCCCAUAGUGCUCACAGCCAUUUGAAUCCUUUUUUUUUUUUUUUUUUUUUUUUUUAAUAACGGAAUUAUGAUGGAGUUGCGCGAAUAUUCCAGAGUUUCCAAAGAAAAAGUACCGUGACGUGAAUUUCACACUAGUUUUGGUUCAAAAAUUGCUCUCAGCACUAUGGGACUUAACAUCUGUGGUCAUCAGUCCCCUAGAACUUAGAACUACUUAAACCUAACUAAUCUAAGGACAUCACACACAUACAUGCCCGAGGCAGGAUUCGAACCUGCGACCGUAGCAGUCGCGCGGUUCCGGACUGAAGCGCAUAGAACCGCUCGGCCACCGCGGCCGGCCACACUAGUUUUGGGAUAAAUGUCAGUGGGAUAAGAAGGAGCGACUAUUAUCACCAGGUCUCUGUAUGUCCAUGGGUGCAGGACUCGGCUGUGCAGCACAAAAUGUCAAAUCCAACACUUAAUUCCCAAGCUGUUAUUUUAUUUGGUUACUAGUUUCGAGGAUUUACUAUGCCAGCUUCUGCCCGCUUUAUCGACGUGUGGAAAGAUUACAGCAUCGGUUCCUGUCAAAAUAGGGCCACAUUGAUACUUGUAGAUUCUGCUUGAUACAGCGAUCACUCUAUCAUCCAAUGUGAUGAUGGUUGACGUGAACACUGUGCCAAGCAGAAAUCUACAGAUACUAGUCUGGCCCCUAUUUUGAUCGGAACCGAGGUUGGAAUCUUCCUACACGUCUAUCAAGGGGUCAGAAGCUGGCGUCGUAAAUCCUCGAAACCGAUAGCCAAAUAAAAUAACAGUUUGGGAAAUAGAAGGCUGAAAGGUGUUGGAUCUGGCAUUCUGUUAUCACCAACUCCAAACACGAAUAGUUAUCUGUUGCCUGUCAGAGGAAGGAUGCUAAUAUUCAUCCGCCCACAUACAUUGUCGUGCAGAAUGUCGUAGUAACUAUUGUUGAAGACGGUUAGUUGUCGAUGAACAUACAACGGAGGCAAUGCGACGAUGGAAGUCAACGGGAAUUAUAGAAUAUUUCGAAUGCGAUUUGGUAAAUUCGAUAUGACGUUGGCAGAUAUGUUAGUAUCAUACAACAUAGCUUUGAUAAACGAUUACUGAUUAUUAGUGCUUGUCUUCAGCCUAUUAUAAUACACUACAUGCACGCCGCUUUGUUCGUGGAUAUGGUUUCUCCAUAAAAACUUCAGUCAUAUUAAAUUGUCGUAGGAUUUUUGUAAAUGGUAUUGAUCACUGAAGUCGUUUCACGCAAUAAAUAUGAUACACAUCACGCAUGAGUAAACGUGGCUAUAUUUUUUUGUUUACAACUAUAUUACUUCUAGUACUAUAUUGUAAUAAGUAGCAACAAGCCCCUUUCAGCUGUUAUCGCAUGAAAUGCAUUUUCAAAAUUAUUUUUCACCUAUAAACUUGUAGAUGCUUACCAGUAGUUGUUCAAGUUUGUUCAAGUGUUCACGCUACAUUAUCUCAUUAAUAAAUU
Molecule: messenger RNA, 3776 nt
Organism: Schistocerca nitens (vagrant locust)
Lineage: Eukaryota; Metazoa; Arthropoda; Insecta; Orthoptera; Acrididae
Product: cytochrome P450 9e2-like
Exons: 8
Coding region: 111-1688 (525 amino acids)
Molecular function (GO): monooxygenase activity; oxidoreductase activity, acting on paired donors, with incorporation or reduction of molecular oxygen; heme binding
Source: RefSeq, a predicted model, not a curated record